UGCCUUGGUUUUAGCUCAUCUUGGGAGAUGCUCGCGGCAGCUUUUCAUAGGCUGUGCCCCACAUUUGAUGCCAGGUCUGAUUUCCGGACCCGCGCUUUCUUACCCCCUUCUCGCUUGCGCCGUUAGUUUCUUCGUCAUUUGCGCGCCCAUCGCCCACCGCAUCUUGACUCGUUUUUUUCCUUCUCUCCAUCCUGAUUUCCUGAUUCCUGAUUCCUGAUUCCUGAUUCCUUCGACACGUCGCUCUUUUUUUUCCCUUCUUUAACAAACAAUAGGCCCGUCCGUCUCCUCGACGUCGGCCAGACACUCGUUCAUCCCACACCCACACCAGCCACCACCAUAGCACCACACCACACAACCACGACAUUCGCUACAUAAUAACUAUUGCAGCCGCCCGCAGCAUAAUACGAAGAAAAUCAAUUGUUCACAGCAUCCUGCGUACCGGAGUAGUUAAUAUAUCACCAGCUGCUGCUUUUUGUUCCGAGCCGAGUCGCGCGCCACGUUUGUUUGUUCCGGUCGCCCAAUCGCUCUUCGACCCAAACCCUAUCGUGAGACAUCUGCUCGGCAUUUCAGGGGUUUGCCGCUCAGACGCCGUGCGCCAUAUCGUCAAUCCAGCGGUUGGCUCCGAAACGACUGCACUGCGACGCUUCCCGUCGCAUCCAUACUCUCGACUUCAGGAAACCAAACAAUAAAACCUUCCAAUUCGCAUAUCGACAUCGGUCUUGUUGGUGGAUCAUGCCAAGAUGAUGAUCUAUGAGAGACCCGUUCAUGAUGCCGUCCUGCCCGGUCCAGGUUCGCCUCCGGGCAUGACGGCCUCCAAAUCCUCGAAAUCCUCCUCCCUCAGCUCCAUUGCCUCGGACGACUGCAGUGUGCUUGCCGAUGUUAGUCACUUUGAAGAAAUUGGGCUCGAUGACGGCCAAAUCGAUCCUCGACGGUUAUCCGACCCCAAGAGCAUUACAAAUCCCUACGAUUCGCGAUCCGUUACGAAGCGGCCCAUGUCGGCUUCGACGCCACGACUCCAGAGCUCUCGCGAAUCCUCCAGGACACGCUCAAAGCGGGAUUCCGCAUCUUCGGUCAAAUCGCGCCCCAGUAUCGCUCCACUGCAGAGCUCCAGCCUGCGAGCUGUCAAUGGACGCGUGAACAGCCUUGGGCCUUUGCCGGAACCGCAAACCAGCCCACUGCCAAUGCGCAACCUCGCUCUGCGUCCUGCUUUGAGCUUGACUGCGCGGCUCAGAAGCCCCAGUCCAGGUGGGCUCACACUCGCCCCACGAGACACCAACCUUGCUCCGAAGCCACGACGAAGCAGCUGGCAGUCCAACCGAGAGCGCAAGUCGGCCAUGGAACUCGAGCUGGAGUGCGACGAGGAUGACGGAGACGACAUUCCCGACGGCCUUGUUCUGGACAACGUUCCCCUUUCGCCCAGGCCGCCCAGUGAGCGCACCAAAAGCCAGCCCUCGUCAAAAACGCCAUCCCCAGAGCGAACUCCCAAGGAGAGAGUGCGCAGUUUCGGAAAUGGUACACCUCCGGUUGCCGUGGCCCAAGGCUGCCUCCGAUCCCCCAUGUGGAAAUCCGAAUCUGCCCUCUCCACGCUCAGUUCCGCCGCCUCCAGCAGGGUGACGAGCCCUGUGGCUACGAGAUCCAAGAGCUGGAACUCGGUUUUGAACGACCUGAACCCCGACGCCAAGGCCCUCACAGAGAAGCUUGAGGAGCAUGCCGAGGAUUUGGAGCACAGAGCUCAACGGUCUAGCACAGGCUCGAUGCCUACCCCCAGAAGGCUUUCCGAGACGGAUGCGAAGCCCAGAGUCAAGUCCGCGUUUGCCGAACUGCCCCCUCUCCGCAAAUCCAACAUCAUGAUUGAUCCAUUACCCAUUUCCAAAGAAAAAGAGGCCGUCUUAUCCCGCACCCGCCCAUCUUGGCUUCCCCCCAAGGAUCCUGCCGAGGAGCGCAGGCACCUGAAGGAAUACCAGAAGAUGAUGGCCCAAAGCCAGGAGGCCGAGAGGCGUCGGGAAGAUGCGAAGCGUGUUCGCUCAGAGUGCCGUGAUAUCGCAGCAAACAGCAUGAUGGCGAUUUGGGAACGUGAUAUUUUGCCCCGGUGGAACGAGGCUGUUCGCGAGCGCAGGACGAGGGAUAUGUGGUGGCGAGGAAUCGCACCACGGAGUCGAGGAGCCGUAUGGACCAGGGCGAUUGGCAAUGAUUUGGGCCUGACCAAGACAUCUUUUGACGCUGCAUUGAGCCGUGCCCGUGACGCCGAAGCAAAGACAAAGUCUGGACAUGCCAGCAUGGAAGAUGCCCGUGCUGUUGGCUGGUUUGACUUGAUCAGAAGGGACGUCCAGGACCGAACAUGGCCAGACCUUCGCAUCUUCCAGCCUGGAGGCCCGCUCAACCAGAGCUUGGUCGAUGUGUUGAAGGCUUAUUCCAUGUACCGCAGUGACAUUGGCUACGUGUCUGGGUGUAACACCAUCGCGGCACUUUUGCUUCUCAACCUCCCAACCCCAGUUGAUGCCUUCAUUGCACUUGCCAACGUCCUUAAUCGGGGCCUGCCACUCAGCUUUUAUGCAUCUGACGCCGGGGCCAAGUCGUCUGCCUACAACCUGUUGCUGCAGACUCUGGCCCAGAAGGCACCCAACCUCUGCGACCAUCUGACGAACCUCCCUGACCACAGCCCGGAUGCCUACCUUUCCGAAAUCUUCACCUCCCUUUUCACCCGCCAGCUCGCCUUGGACGAGGCCACUCGGCUAUGGGAUGUUUAUGUCUUUGAAGGUGAUGCCAUCAUGAUCCGUGCCGGCGUGGCUUAUCUCCUCAGAAAUGAGAUGACGCUCCUCAGUUCUAAGAACAUGGCGGACGUCCAGGCCACGCUGAACCUUUCAUCAGAACAAAAGGCACCUCGUGUUGUUGGCGGCAACGGUGAAGAGGAGAGGUGGAUGCGGGCCGUCAGGGAUGCUGGCAAAACCUGAUCUGUGACCACGGCCUUUGUUUCCUUUUCUUUCUGGGCAUGUGGGCAGUACAUAUGAGACAGAGAUGACACUUUUUUCACGACCGGGUACACUACAACAAGGCGAAGCAAAGACCAACGUACAUAUAUUUGCAACCCUUUAUACGCCAACCCAACCACAUACACUUCCAACGCAGUCAUGAAACAAUGCGGGUGUCGAACACCUUAACCUUGUUUACCCAGAGGCUGCGUUUUGUCUUUUUUUCUUUUUUUCUAUUUUUUUCGUCAAGGCAUCAGGCGUUUGUACCAUGGAGCUGGCGUAUGAUGGAGCCACGGCUACCU
Podospora pseudocomata is the source of this 3271-nucleotide messenger RNA. RefSeq lists its product as uncharacterized. The coding region runs from base 741 to 2951 and encodes 736 amino acids. The record is from RefSeq and is a predicted model, not a curated record. Lineage: Eukaryota; Fungi; Ascomycota; Sordariomycetes; Sordariales; Podosporaceae. The transcript is spliced from 2 exons.